Schizophyllum commune H4-8 is the source of this 2727-nucleotide messenger RNA. RefSeq names its product cellobiose dehydrogenase. NCBI's taxonomy places the organism in Eukaryota, Fungi, Basidiomycota, Agaricomycetes, Agaricales, Schizophyllaceae. The record is from RefSeq and is a predicted model, not a curated record. The transcript has 13 exons. The coding region runs from base 365 to 2644 and encodes 759 amino acids. Gene Ontology annotation, molecular function: flavin adenine dinucleotide binding; oxidoreductase activity, acting on CH-OH group of donors.
GGUUAUUCGGUGCCAUCCUACCGACCCACGGCUCACCUCCUCGUCUAUACGCAAGGUCUAUCCAUGAUUUCAGGCUCCGAUCUCCCUUCUGACGCUCGACCAAUGCGGCCCAAUCACAGCGACUCAAUUGCCACGACAGCCCAUUUUUCCGCCUCAUAACGCACAACCAGGCCGAGGUGUACCCGUGCAGGCUAUUCCGCCUCCGCAGGAGGGACGCAAGGCACGGGUCCCGCAUCUAGGAUCAGUGCUCUAUCGUCAAGCGACCAUGAAACGGAGCUUCUUCGCGUUUGGACGCGCUUUAAAGCUGCAGAUCAUGUAGAGAGGACCACCUUCUCUUCGUCGCUCUUGUGGUGGUGCUCGCAGGAUGCUCUGGCGCGCUGCCCUCUCCGCUUUGCCUCUCGUAGGCUGCGCGCUUGCGCAAACGGGGGCCCAGUACACCGAUCCCGACAAUGGUAUCACAUUUUGGGGCAUUACAGAUGCAUCGCACAGCGUAACCUACGGCUAUGUCUUCCCCGAGACCGACACGGGCGAGUUCAUUGGCGAGAUCGUUUCUCCGAUCGAGGGAGCUUGGGUCGGUGUCUCCCCCAAAGGCACCAUGCUCAACAGCCUGCUGCUCGUGGCUUGGGCGAACGGCGGCGAGGUCGUGCACUCCGCGCGCAUUGCUUCUGGAUACGUGUUGCCAACACCUCUGGAAGGACCUGUGAUCACCGAUCUUCCAUCUACGACAGUGAAUGCGACGCACUGGAAAUGGGUGUAUCGCUGCCAAAACUGCACCACUUGGGAUGGCGGCAGCCUCGAUCCCACAGGCUCCGGUGCACCUGCCUGGGCCUACUCGACCAAAGCCGUCGAUGACCCCUCGGAUCCUGACUCGGACUUCGCUCAGCACACCGAUUUCGGUUUCUACGGCCUCGACUUCGCAUCCGCGCACGCCUCGCAAGCUGACUACGACAACUGGGCCGCAGGCGGCACAGGUGGCGGUGGUGGCUCGCCGCCCACAACGACUACGACGACAACCACAGCGCCUCCUACGGCUACUGCCACACCUGAUCCUGUCGACUAUAUCGUCGUGGGUGCUGGUCCGGCUGGUAUCAUCACUGCGGAUCGACUCUCCGAGGCGGGCAAGAGUGUUUUACUCCUCGAGCGCGGUGGGCCUUCUACGGGCGAGACUGGCGGCACGUAUAGUGCGCCGUGGGCUGAAGGCAGUGGUUUAACCAAGUUCGACGUCCCUGGUCUCUUCGAAACCCUCUUCAACGACGCCAACUCCUUCUGGUGGUGCAAGGAUGUCAAUACCUUCGCCGGCUGCCUCCUCGGCGGCGGCACGACCGUCAAUGGUGCGCUCUACUGGUACCCGCCCGACAUCGACUUCUCCACCGACAACGGCUGGCCCAGCGAGUGGACCAACCACUCCCCGUACACCGCCAAGGUCAAGGAACGGCUCCCCAGCACCGACGCCCCCUCCACGGAUGGAAAGCGCUACCUGACGCAGGUCCACGACGUCGUCGCGGAGCUUCUCAAGCCGCUCGGCUUCAGCAGUAUUACAAUUAAUGACGAGCCGAACCGGAAGGACCAUGUUUACGGGUAUAGCGCGUACGACUUCCUUGACGGCAAGCGCGCGGGCCCGGUGGCGACCUAUCUGCAGACGGCGCAGAAGAGGGAGAACUUCAAGUUGCUGAUGUAUACAAACGCGCUGAAUGUGGUGCGGAAUGGGACGCAGAUUUUGGGCGUGAAGACGAAUGAUACGUCGAUUUUGGAUGGGGUCUACACGUUGAACCCGGGCGGAAGAGUAAUUCUAUCUGCUGGCUCGCUGCAGACACCGCGCUUGCUGUUCCAGAGUGGCAUCGGCCCCAAGGACAUGAUUACGCUCGUGCAGGGCAACACAGAUGCGGCGCCAAAUCUCCCGGAUGAGGCGGACUGGAUCGACCUUCCCGUCGGCGAAAACGUCUCGGAUAACCCAUCGGUCAACCUCGUCUUUACCCACCCCGAUGUCGACUCCUAUGACAACUGGGCCGAAGUCUGGGAUGACCCGCGCCCCGAUGACGCUGACCAGUACCUCAAGGACCAAUCCGGCGUGCUCGCAGCCGCAUCCCCUCGCCUCAACUUCUGGCGCGCCUACGUCGGUAGCGACAACGUGACGCGCUACAUGCAGGGAACCGCGCGCCCAGGCGCAGCCUCCAUCGACACGGACAACGACUACAACCUCGCGAACGUCUUCACCAUCACCUGCUACCUGUCCACGGGCGUCACCUCGCGCGGGCGCGUCGGCAUUGAUGCUGCAUUGCGAGCGGGGCCGAUAGUGGACCCAUGGCUCACCGACCCGGUCGACAAGGAGGUCCUGUUGACCGGUAUUCAGGAGAUCGCGAGCGCGAUUGGGAACGUGAGCGAUCUGGUGCUGAUCACGCCGGACAAUACGACGACGGUGGCGGCCUACUUGGACGACUAUGAUCUCACGGCCAUGAACUCCAACCACUGGGUAGGGUCGGCGUCAAUCGGGUCGGUCGUAGAUGUCAACACGAAGGUCAAGGGGACGGAUAACCUAUUCGUCGUGGAUGCAUCCAUCAUUCCUGCGCUACCGAUGGGCAACCCUCAAGGAGCGCUCAUGUCGGCAGCGGAGCAGGCCGUCGCGAGGAUUCUCGCUCUAAACUGAUAUCUUGGACAAGGGGGGAUAGGCGUAUAUAGUAUAGGUAUUUAUUCGUAGCGACGCAAUGAAGCAUUUAUUUCAGUGUACAA